GGUUCCGCAUAAAUAAAAAAGGAAAACGAUGGUGAAAUAUAUACAUCACAACUGAUGCAAAGUAUCACGCUGAACUAUAAAACUCUCUCUAGCUAGAAUCAUCAAACGUCAGUGUUUACAUAAAAAAUGACGACGACUUCUCAGUACUCGCAAGCUUUGUUCAUUCUCAUCACGGCGGUUAUAGUAGCCGGAGACGCCGCAAACGUAACCUACGACGGGCGAUCGCUGAUCAUCGACGGCAAACAUAAGAUCCUAUUCUCCGGCUCAAUCCAUUAUACUCGCAGCACUCCCCAGAUGUGGCCGUCUUUGAUAGCGAAGGCAAAAUCAGGAGGAUUAGAUGUAAUAGACACUUACGUGUUCUGGAACAUUCACGAGCCGCAACAAGGACAUUUCGAUUUCAGUGGACGACGGGAUAUCGUGAAGUUCAUCAAGUAUGUACAUGCGCAAGGCUUAUAUGUCUGUCUUCGGAUUGGACCUUUCAUCCAGGGUGAAUGGUCUUAUGGGGGUUUGCCUUUCUGGUUACACAAUGUCAAAGGGAUUGUCUUUAGGACAGAUAAUGAGCCAUUCAAGUUUCACAUGAAGAGAUAUGCACAAAUGAUUGUUAAGCUGAUGAAAUCGGAAAAGUUGUAUGCUUCCCAAGGAGGACCUAUCAUACUCUCACAGAUUGAGAACGAGUAUGGGAUGGUAGCUAGAGCUUUUCGACAAGAAGGGAAAUCAUAUGUCAAAUGGGCAGCAGAAAUGGCUGUGGAGCUUGAGACAGGAGUGCCAUGGGUCAUGUGCAAGCAAGACGAUGCCCCUGACCCUGUGAUUAAUGCUUGCAAUGGGAGGCAAUGUGGGGAAACAUUCAAAGGACCCAAUUCACUAAACAAACCUGCAAUAUGGACUGAGAACUGGACGAGUUUUUAUCAAACAUAUGGUGAGGAACCAUUGAUGAGGUCAGCUGAGGAUAUAGCAUUUCAAGUCGCUCUAUUCAUAGCUAGGAAUGGAAGUUUUGUUAACUACUACAUGUAUCAUGGAGGAACAAACUUCGGGAGAAACGCUUCACAGUUCGUAAUCACCAGUUAUUAUGAUCAGGCUCCACUUGAUGAAUAUGGAUUACUUAGGCAACCAAAAUGGGGACACCUUAAGGAAUUACAUGCUGCAGUUAAGUUGUGUGAAGAGCCCCUACUCUCUGGACUGCAAACUACGAUACCAUUGGGGAAGCUACUAACUGCUUUUGUGUUUGGGAAGAAGGCGAAUCUAUGCUCUGCCUUACUUGUGAAUCAAGACAAAUGCGAUUCUACUGUACAGUUUCAUAAUUCUUCAUAUAUUUUGUCUCCAAAAUCUAUAAGUGUCCUGCCAGACUGCAAGAAUGUAGCCUUCAACACUGCCAAGGUCAAUGCGCAAUACAACACGAGAACAAGGGAACCUAGACAAAAUUUGUCUUCUCCUCACAUGUGGGAGGAAUUUACAGAAACUAUCCCAAGUUUUAGCGAAACGUCAGUAAGAUCAGAAUUCUUUCUUGAGCACAUGAACACAACACAGGAUACUUCCGACUAUCUGUGGCAAACAACUAGGUUUCACCAACCUGAAGAAGCUCUAUCAGUUCUAAAAGUCAAUCAUCUGGGACAUGUUCUACAUGCCUUUGUUAAUGGGAGAUUCAUAGGUUCAAUGCACGGAACUUUCAAAGCGCAUAGAUUUUUGCUUGAGAAAAAUGUGUCAUUGAAUAAUGGCACAAAUAACAUCGCAUUACUCAGCGUAAUGGUAGGGUUACCGAAUUCAGGAGCACAUCUAGAAAGGAGAGUAGUUGGAACACGGGGCGCAAAGAUUUGGAAUGGAAAACAUACACUGUACUUCAACAACUAUAGUUGGGGAUAUCAGGUUGGGCUGCAAGGGGAAAAAUUCCAUGCUUACACAGAAAAUGGGGCCGCUAAAGUUCAGUGGAAGCAGUACAGAGACUCCAAAAGUCAGCCUCUAACUUGGUACAAGGCCUCAUUUGACACACCAGAGGGGACAGAUUCUGUAGCCUUGAACUUAGGAUCAAUGGGAAAAGGAGAAGCAUGGGUGAAUGGCCAGAGUAUUGGUCGGUACUGGGUCUCCUUUCAUACUUACAAAGGGAACCCUUCUCAGAUAUGGUACCAUAUACCGCGAUCUUUUCUUAAACGCAAUAGUAGUAACUUACUAGUCAUUUUGGAAGAAGAAAGAGAAGGGAAUCCUCUUGGUAUAACUAUAGACACAGUAUCAGUCACCAAUGUCUGUAGCCAUGUCUCCAGUUCACAUCCUCCUCCUGUGAUUUCUCAGAGAAGAAAAGGCCACAACCGAAACAAACGCAGACAUCUAAACCACCAGUAUGAUAGGAGGCCUAAGGUUCAGCUCCAGUGUCCUAAUGGCAGAAAAAUUUCGAAGGUAUUGUUUGCAAGCUUUGGUACUCCAAAUGGAAAUUGUUGGAGCUAUUCUGUUGGAAGCUGUCACUCACCCAAAUCUUUGGCUGUUAUACAUAAGGCUUGUCUGAACAAGAGCAAGUGUUCUGUAUCAGUUUGGAGCAAAACAUUUGGAGUUGAUUCAUGUCCACACGCUGUUAAAUCCCUGCUGGUUCAUGCUCAAUGCUCAUGAGAGUCCAAUUCUUUAGUAUGGAUUUCUUUUAUGUUUUUUCCUCUCUUUCUCUUUCUUAUUGUGAACAAAUAACAAACGUAUUAAUGACAUAUUACAAAAGCGCAAUACAAUGUUUGAGUUACAUAGGAAA
Messenger RNA from Capsella rubella, 2722 nucleotides. RefSeq names its product beta-galactosidase 16. Bases 127 to 2592 code for a protein of 821 amino acids. Gene Ontology annotation, cellular component: cell wall; vacuole. NCBI's taxonomy places the organism in Eukaryota, Viridiplantae, Streptophyta, Magnoliopsida, Brassicales, Brassicaceae. The transcript has 19 exons. Gene Ontology annotation, molecular function: beta-galactosidase activity; carbohydrate binding. Gene Ontology annotation, biological process: carbohydrate metabolic process. The record is from RefSeq and is a predicted model, not a curated record.